Messenger RNA from Fopius arisanus, 1796 nucleotides. RefSeq names its product beta-1,3-glucan-binding protein 1. The record is from RefSeq and is a predicted model, not a curated record. NCBI's taxonomy places the organism in Eukaryota, Metazoa, Arthropoda, Insecta, Hymenoptera, Braconidae. Gene Ontology annotation, biological process: carbohydrate metabolic process. Gene Ontology annotation, molecular function: hydrolase activity, hydrolyzing O-glycosyl compounds; carbohydrate binding. The transcript has 7 exons. Bases 95 to 1498 code for a protein of 467 amino acids.
AAAUCCCUGGUCUCUCGCCAGUGCUGUUAUGCAGUCUCGAGAAGUCACAACGAAGUGCUAAGACUUUUGCAUAUUCUCUAAAAUAAAAACAAUUAUGGUCCAGAUUCUAUUAAUUUUUCCGUUAUUAUUAUGGAAUUUUGGAUUAUCCGGGGGUACAUACACUCCACCUCAAGCUAGAGUAGAGCCUCUCUAUCCAAAAGGAAUAAGGAUAUCAAUUCCAGAUGAGCAAGGAAUAACACUAGUUGCCUUCCACGUUCGAAUCAAUGAAGAAUUCGAAGGAUUAGAAGCUGGUACUAUUGCAGUAGACGUAUUGAGAGUGCGAAAUGGCCGUUGGAAAUACGAGGAUCGAACAACAAAAUUGAAAUUAGGAGAUAAAGUUUACUAUUGGGUGCACGUUGUGUACGAAGGUCUUGGCUACAAUCUUCUGUUCCAAGAGCACGAGGUCACUGAUUUCUAUGACGUCAGUGGUAAUAGAGUCAAUGUUAAUGGUGAUCCGAUAUCCUCGGGAGCGGAUAAUCCUAAUUGUCAGAUUUCACCGACUUUAGUCGUAGAUAUAUCUACGGGCAAGCGAAAUGCUGUCUGUGCUGGACAACUUUUAUUCGAGGAUGAAUUCAGCACCUUCAAUGACACAAUAUGGAAGACAAUUGAACAGUUUUCACGUGCUCCUGAUUACCCCUUUGUCAUUUAUCGAAAUGAUAUGAGAAACGUGAAAGUUGGGGCUGGAGAACUUCAAUUAACACCGACGCUUAUGGAAAAGGAAUAUGGAAAGGACUUCAUUGAACAUGGGAGUCUGACACUUCCGAAAUGCACAGCAAAGGUGGACACACCUGAAUGCACUCGUACUGCAUUUGGCAGCUACAUAUUGCCACCAGUGGCGUCUGGUUGUGUGAAUACAAGGAAUUCGUUUGCCUUCAUGUACGGAAAAAUUGAUGUACGUGCAAAAUUACCGAAGGGUGACUGGAUAUAUCCGGUUAUGACUUUAGAACCGUUGGAUAACGACCCAAAUGCACCGGACACGAUUCAACAGUUGAGAAUUGCCGAAUCGGCGGGUAAUGAACAGCUGCAGGUCAUUGGUGGAUCUGAUAUCAGUGGUCAUGUCAUUUAUGGCGGUCCCAUCGCACAUUUGACUGCUGCCAGUACUGGACCCGCUGAACGUGCGAGGAGAUAUUCACCGGAGGCUUGGUCCGAUUCGUUUCACACGUAUACUCUGGAGUGGCGAAAAAACAGAGUUGUCGUUAAAGUUGAUGAUGUGGAAUAUGGAAGUGCUACGAUUGAUGCCAAUUUUGAUAAACCGUUUUACAUAACUCUAGCGGUUGGAGCUGGUGGUUCCACGGAGUUCCCAGAUCAGACCAGCAGUGGGUUGAAUCAGAAACCUUGGAGAAAUGUUGCGUCUAAGGCUUUAUUCGAUUACUACAAUUCCACUCCAGUUUGGUCAGCAACAUGGCGAAAUACGGAUAGGGAUUUGAGAAUUGAUUAUGUCAAAGUUUGGGCUUUAUAAUCAUCACCAGACAUUCAUUUUCUCACAUUUUUGUCCGAGGGGAAGAUCCCGUUAAUAUGGACGCCCGAGAGUAAAAUGAUUGUUACGAAAAAAGGGGGGGGGGAGGUUUAAAAAUCGGGAAUUACAGAAUAUUAAUAAUACCAAAUUUUUAAAACGAAAUGCGUGCAAGAUAGACUUGUAAAAAUAAAAAUAUAAUAAUAUUGUAUUGUAUUGAUUAUCCACUUGCAAAUGAAUGAAUCAAGAAUAAUGUAUGAAGUAAUUAACAAUAAUGAAUGGUUAGUGUUGUCUGAUCAUGGAA